Messenger RNA from Caenorhabditis briggsae, 1593 nucleotides. The record is from RefSeq and is a predicted model, not a curated record. Bases 1 to 1593 code for a protein of 530 amino acids. Lineage: Eukaryota; Metazoa; Nematoda; Chromadorea; Rhabditida; Rhabditidae. The transcript has 6 exons.
AUGCAACACAUUCGUCUCGCUGUGGACCAUAGCAAGCUGGAUUCAAAGUUUGAUGGCUACAAAGUUUCAAUGGAUAACAUCCAUUUUGAGAGCAAACAAUUGCCGCAGAGAUCAUGCCUACGCUCACCAACGAACAUUAUGGUUUCUCUACAACAUAUGAAAGUCUUCUCGAACGAUAAUCAAUUGUUUUGCAACGUGGAAAAGUGUACGGAGUCGCAUGAAUACUUGUACCGUAUUCUAGACACUGGACACAUUCAGGAGUUGGCUUAUGAUAAGAGGAGCCGUCAAUGGAAGGAUAUGAUCAUUGGGAACAUCGAUAUCGGGACAGACUCCUCGCCAGCGUUCCCAACUGGCUUGAUUUUCACAGAUUUUGAAUUCUACGUGGCAUCCAAUGGAAUUUCAGAUAUUUCGGUUCAUCUUGGCACCGAAGUCAUGCUAAAGCGUACUUUUGAAGGCGCCAAGGGGAUUUGUUUGAUCGAGGCGAAAGUUAUUGAGAAUAAGCUGAAUAUUCUGGCAUACUCUGUGGAGAAUUCAGAGGAGAACGAUCGAAAAACAACAAAGACGCGGUCGAGAAUCUAUUGGAUUGUUGUCAAUUUGCUUGAUUUUGAUUGCACCAGCAAUCUCACUAUUGAAAAGGAAACACAGUUCAUUCAGAAUGGUCAUUUUGAGACUUGUACAUUCUCCAGCGAUGGAAAUUUGAUUUUCUUGGCCAGCGAGAAGCCACGUGUCGAUGGAGAGCAAGUGACUGUUCUCAAUCACACUUGGUCUCAAACUGGCGCCACAAUCGAAGUGAAAUUCACGUUGACCGGUGGCUCACUGUCUCAAGAAGACGUCGAUUUGAACGUCUCCAAAUCUAGUGUGAAGUUGGCGAUUCAAGAUGUCGUCGUGCUCAACGGAACACUGGGCGGAGAAAUCGACGAGAAUGAUGUGGAAAUUGCGAUGGGGCAAACCGAGAAAUCACUAACUCUGAAGCUGAAAUCGACGUCUGACAAGAAGUGGGAGAAGCUUAUUGGUUUGGAGACAUCUAGAAUGGAAAAGGUAGAAAACGAGGAAAUGGGAAAGAUGGGUGCAUCAGAGGAGCCAAUGGAGGAGUGUGAUGAGGCUGAUAAGGCGUUGCUAUUCUACUGGGUCAACAGACAGAGUGGAAAGACGAUUGCUCAGUGUGACGUCUCCGGCUCUCAAUCUCUAUUCGUCCGCCGCAAUCGUGAUCAGCCAGCGGACUUCUGUCUCCGUCACGAUGUUGAUGGCCUUCUCUGGUCGUUUGCUGGCCCCGCCCCUUGCCACGUGGCAACUCUUCAAGCAUUCGGAUACGUUCAGGCAUCGAAAACGACUCGGCUGUGGUCAGGAUGCUCGCCGAACAACACCAUGGCUUGCAUCAUUGAAGGCAACAACCGGGUGCUUUUGUACUCACAAAAAGUCGAAGUUUUUGGAAGUCUGAGCAAUCGCAAAACGUCGCAAACUGUAAACCACGUGGCAAAGCAGCAUCUGCUUCGUCUCGAGUGUCCGGAUCCGAUUCGUGGUGUCCAUAUGACCAACACACAUCUCUUCGUCGCCACCAAAGAGCACAUCCACGUGGCGGAGCUUCCUGUCUAA